UCUCAGUAGCAUUGCGCCAUUGCAUUGUAUUGCUGUUUGUUCGAUUCAGUUGAGUAUUGUGUGUGUGUGUGUGUGUGUGUGUGUGGUUUCGAUCUGAGGAAAUGGAGCUGAAAUCGGUAACGCCGGUACGGAAACCGCUGUUGUUGAAGGAUUAUCUGGUGGAUGAGUUGAGCUCCUGCUCGUCCAAUGGAUUCAGAUCGUAUCCCCGCCGCGAAUGUUGUACGACGGUGAGGCUCCUGCUGGAGGCUGACCUCGGAGUUAAGCCGCCGGGAAAGGUAAUGUGCGGCGGCGAAGCGGCGCGGCGGGUGGUCAUCGCGGGGAAGCCGGCGCCGACAGCCGGUGUUGUGUCGGCGCUACAGAAAGCUUCCAAAACCGUGCUCAAUGCCGUUAAGAGCCUCCAGUUUUCCGCCGCCGGUAAAUCCGCGAAGCAGAGCAAGCCGAAGAAGGCGAUUCUGUCCAGGAGAUUCUCACGGAAGCUUCUCAAACGAAGCUUCAAGAAGAGAACAAUCGAUCGUAACGAAAUCGAGCGAUGGAAAGUUUACAACAAACUGAUGGAAAAGAAAUCAGAUAAUCCGUCGUCGAGAUUUUCUCCGGCGGUGCAUAAUGUCGCCGAUUCCAACGCCUCGACGAGUGAGACCAAUAGCUGGUCGGAUAGCGAUUUCACCAUUUCCGGCGAAUCGCUGCAAUCUUCGAGCUGCAGUUCCGACGUCAACUCUACGGAGGCGCAAAACGACGCCGUUGCCGCGAAAUGCUCGCCAACCGACAAGUCAGUUAUCAGCAAGAUAGUCGGCGUAACCACCUCUAUUGCGACUACUACCUACUCCCCCAUCACAAAGAAACAGGUUUGGUCAAAUGAGGAGAAGGAACAGUUUAGUCCAGUUUCUGUACUGGAUUGCCCAUUCGAAGAUGAAGAUGACGUCUCUUCACCUUUUCAAGAUAAACUUACAAAUGUAGAAGGAACUAGGAAGAAGCAGAUGAAGAAGAAGAUGAAAAAGCAGGAAUGCCUCACUCAACUUGAGCCAGUAAAUUUAGUGAAACGAAUUGCAUUUUCAGAGUCAGAAACUGAUGAAGAGUCUCCUCUUCAUCAUCUUUCCCUAUUACCAUCCACACCUGCAGACAUAUUGAUGGCUGAUUUAGAAUUAAAGGCUGCAAUGUUACUUAACCAGGUGAAAGCCAGAACGCCAUCACGCGGCCUCAAACCAAUGGCAAAAACCGACAGAUUACUAUUGGAUUUCUUCCGCCACGGAAUCAUUGAAAACAGAUUGUUAGUGAGAGCAGAUAAUAGUGGAGAGUAUGAGUACGAUGGCGAGGAGCUAAUGCGAGUAGCAGAGGAUUGGAUUAGUGGGAAAUCGCGUAGAUUUUUGUACGAAUGGGAGGUGCAGAAGAACAGGCAGGCAUACAUUGAAGAUAUGGAGAGUGGAGGGAAGUGGAAGAAGGUGAUGGAUAAGGAGGAGGAGGAGCAUGGAGAGGUGGGUUUACAGUUGGAAGCUGAGGUUUUCACUUCUUUGGUGAAUGAGCUAGUAGAUGAUCUUUGUUUAAUUUGAUGAAUUGUGGCUAAUUUACAGGCAGUUUAAUUAAUUUGGUGAAGGCCUAAUUAAGGCCUAAGGUUGUGUUAGUCAUUCAGUUGCUGGCUGGCUUGAAUGAGUAAUACCACCUUGAGGUGAGGUAAAACUUAAAAGGGGUUGCAAUUCUCUUUUCUCAGAGAAACAUGAUUAUAUUAGACUAGAUAUCCAGAUACUUAGGAGACUUUUUUUCCCCACUUUUCUUUGAGCUAAGAACUUUGCCAUGUAAUUUGGUUUAAUAAGAGGGGAGUUUUUUUUUUUUU
Ipomoea nil (Japanese morning glory) is the source of this 1825-nucleotide messenger RNA. RefSeq lists its product as uncharacterized. The record is from RefSeq and is a predicted model, not a curated record. Bases 102 to 1544 code for a protein of 480 amino acids. The transcript is spliced from 3 exons. NCBI's taxonomy places the organism in Eukaryota, Viridiplantae, Streptophyta, Magnoliopsida, Solanales, Convolvulaceae.